Pygocentrus nattereri (red-bellied piranha) is the source of this 7896-nucleotide messenger RNA. RefSeq names its product ubiquitin specific peptidase 32 (gene usp32). Gene Ontology annotation, cellular component: Golgi apparatus. The transcript has 34 exons. Bases 233 to 5101 code for a protein of 1622 amino acids. Gene Ontology annotation, biological process: protein deubiquitination. The record is from RefSeq and is a predicted model, not a curated record. NCBI's taxonomy places the organism in Eukaryota, Metazoa, Chordata, Actinopteri, Characiformes, Serrasalmidae. Gene Ontology annotation, molecular function: cysteine-type deubiquitinase activity; calcium ion binding.
CAACAACAACGCCUCUACUAUCCGCUUCUCCUCUCGGUUCGUCAGGUGACGUGCAGAGUCGAGGUCACGUGACCGGGCCGCCGAGGCGCGUCACUCGCUGCAACCCAAAAACUGGAGUUUAGAGAGAAACGACGCGGAUCUGGUCGGAGAGACACGGGCACCGAGGCAACAGGCGCCGCUCCCGCGCUCAGCGGCUCUUAUUUAUAUCGCCGUCCAGUGAAAUGAGGGCAACAUGGGGGCCAAAGAGUCACGGAUAGGCUUCCUUUCUUACGACGAGGCCGUCAAAAGAGUUACUGAUGUGGAACUCAAACGGCUGAAAGAUGCCUUUAAAAGGACCAGCGGGUUAUCCGCCUACAUGACACAGCAGUGCUUCUUCAGGGAGGUGCUGGGAGACGGCGUUCCUCCGAAGGUUGCAGAGGUGAUCUACAACUCAUUUGGAGGCACACCAAAAGGGCUACACUUCAACAACCUCAUUGUUGGCCUGGUUCUAUUGACAAGAGGACGAGAUGAGGAAAAGGCCAAAUACAUCUUUAGUCUGUUCGCCAACGACUCGGGCAGCUAUGUGGUACGAGAGGAGGUGGAGAACAUGCUUCGCUUGGUGGACGGGGAAGUGCCGCCCUCGCUGAAGAAGUGCUUCUUGGAGGGUGAGAAGGUAAAUUAUGAGAAGUUUAAGAGCUGGCUCCUGCAGAACAAAGAAGCGUUCACAUUCUCCCGCUGGCUGCUCUCGGGCGGAGUGUGCGUCACCCUGACUGACGACAGCGACACGCCCACCUUCUACCAGACGCUGGCUGGAGUCACACAUUUAGAAGAAUCGGAUAUUAUUGACUUGGAGAAGCGCUACUGGCUUCUAAAGGCCCAGUCAAGGACCGGCCGCUUUGAUUUGGAAACCUUUGUCCCUCUGGUCUCACCCCCUAUUCAUGCAUCACUAAGUGAAGGCUUGUUUCAUGCCUUUGAUGAGAAUCGGGACAAUCACAUUGACUUUAAGGAGAUCUCCUGUGGGCUUUCGGCAUGCUGUCGAGGCCCUGUGGCUGAGAGACAGAAAUUUUGUUUCAAAGUAUUUGAUGUAGAUCGGGAUGGAGUUCUGUCUCGACAUGAGGUGCAUGAGAUGGUGGUGGCCCUGCUGGAAGUGUGGAAGGACAACCGCACCGACACCCUGCCCGAAUUGCAUUCCAAUGUUUCUGACAUUGUAGAAGAUAUCCUGAAGAUGCAUGACACUACAAAACAGGGGCACCUAACACUAGAGGACUAUCAGAUAUGGAGUGUGAAGAGUGCCCUCGCCAACGAGUUCCUCAACCUGCUUUUUCAGGUGUGCCACAUAGUCUUGGGUUUACGGCCUGCUACUCCCGAGGAGGAGGGACAGAUCAUCAGGGGAUGGCUGGAGAGAGAGAGCAGGCAUGGACUGCAGUCAGGCCAGAACUGGUUCCUCAUCUCCAUGCAGUGGUGGCAGUUGUGGAAAGACUAUGUAAAAUAUAACAAUAAAUCCAUCGUGGUGGAGCAGCCUGGUAUGCAUGGCAAUGGAAAGAGGAGUCCCCAGUCCACCAGAGCUGCUGACCCAGCCAUGGCCAAAGCUGGAGCAGUGGCUCGGUCACUCAGCUCCCCAGGAGACAAGUCCCCAGACAGAACCUGGGAGGCCUCAGAGAACACCACUACCAGUCAGAUGCCACAUGUGAGCUCCUCUGCCACAGACAUCUGCUUUGCUCGGCAGCACAAUGUUUUGGACAACAACAACCAGUGUUUCUCUUCCGUCAAUGGCCACCUGCCCAACCACCUGGCUGCACAGAGGCCAGGCGCCAUUGACAACCAGCCCUUAGUCACCACUGAUCCCAUGAAGGCGCCCACGUUAACGAUGGAGGGUGGGCGGCUGAAGAGAUCUUUGCACUUAAUGGCUGGCCGGGACUUUGAGACAGUACCAGAGCCGGUAUGGAGGGCGCUUUACCACUGGUAUGGAGCAAAUCUCAGCCUGCCAAGACCGGUAAUCAAGUCUGUUGUCACAGACCAUGCAGAGCUGGAGCUCUUCCCUCGCUACCUGCUUUUCCUACGGCAGCAACCAGCCACGCGCACCCCUCAGUCCAACAUUUGGGUUAACAUGGGUAUGACCAGCCUGCGAAUGUUCCCUCCACACUUUCCCCGAGGCAAUGUGCCAUCUCCUAAUGCUCCUCUGAAGCGUGUGUUGGCCUACACAGGCUGCUUCAGCUGCAUGAGCACCAUUAAGGACAUCCAUGAGUAUCUGUCUCAAAGGUUACGCAUCAAAGAGGAGGACAUGCGUCUCUGGCUCUACAACAGUGAGAAUGACCUCACUCUUCUUGAUGAUGAAGAUCAUACGUUAGAAAGUUUGAAAAUUCAAGACGAGCAGCAUUUGGUGAUUGAGGUUCGAAAUAAAGAUAUGAGUUGGCCUGAGGAAAUGUCGUUCAUCGCAAACAGCAGCAAAAUUGACAGACACAAAGUCCCUACAGAGAAAGGUGCUACAGGCCUGAGUAACCUGGGAAAUACGUGCUUUAUGAACUCCAGUAUUCAGUGCGUGAGCAACACAAAGCCCCUCACUGACUACUUCCUCUCAGGAAGACACCUCUAUGAGCUCAACAGAACUAAUCCCAUUGGAAUGCGAGGUCAUAUGGCCAAAUGCUAUGGAGAUUUGGUACAGGAGCUCUGGAGUGGAACACAAAAGAAUGUGGCACCUCUGAAGCUCAGGUGGACGAUAGCAAAGUAUGCACCAAGAUUCAAUGGCUUCCAGCAACAGGACUCUCAGGAACUGUUGGCGUUCUUGUUGGAUGGACUCCAUGAGGACCUGAAUCGGGUCCACGAAAAGCCUUACGUGGAGCUGAAAGACAGCGAUGGGCGGCCAGAUGCAGAAGUCGCCACAGAGGCCUGGGAGAACCAUUUGAGAAGAAACCGUUCCAUUGUGGUGGACCUGUUCCAUGGCCAGCUCAAGUCCCAAGUCAAGUGCAAGACGUGUGGCCACAUCAGUGCCCGUUUUGACCCCUUUAAUUUCCUGUCCUUACCUCUUCCCAUGGACAGCUCAAUGCACUUGGAGAUCACAGUCAUUAAACUGGACGGCUCCACUCCAAUUCGCUACGGCCUUCGUUUGAACAUGGAUGAGAAGUACACAGGCCUGAAAAAGCAGCUCAGUGAAUUGUGCAGCCUUAAGCCAGAGCAGAUCCUCUUGGCUGAGGUCCACUCAUCCAACAUUAAGAACUUUCCUCAGGACAACCAGAAAGUGCGACUGUCUGUGAAUGGAUUCCUGUGUGCUUUUGAGAUCCCUGUGCCUGGUUCUCCCACUUCAGUCACCUCUCUUGCACCUACAGACACUACACUAAUGGCAAAUGGCACUGCUGGGAACAGUCAUGCCGAGAAACCUGGCCUAAUUCCGAAUGGCACGGCUGGUACACCCAUGCACAGUGGGUCUGAGAAAAACUUGGCCAACGGAAUGCCCAGCACAGUGGUGCCUUCUGUGCCAGACAGGAGCCUCACCAACGGCAUCCCCAACGGCCACAUCACGCUAGUUCAGGACAGCCCCUUCAUUGGCUACAUCAUAGCCAUGCACAGAAAAAUGAUGCGGACGGAGCUGUAUUUCCUCUCGUCUCAGAAGAACAGGCCCAGUUUAUUUGGCAUGCCGCUCAUUGUGCCUUGCACAGUGCACACCAGUAAAAAAGACUUGUAUGAUGCGGUAUGGAUCCAAGUGUCCCGUCUAGCCAGCCCUCUGCCUCCUCAGGAGGCCAGCAACCAUGCACAAGACUGUGAUGACAGCAUGGGUUACCAGUACCCUUUCACCUUACGGGUAGUGCAGAAAGAUGGCCAUUCCUGUGCCUGGUGCCCGUGGUACAGGUUCUGCAGAGGGUGCACAGUGGAGUGUAACGAGGACAGGGCAGCUCUAGGGAAUGCCUACAUCGCUGUGGACUGGGACCCCACUGCCCUGCACCUCCGCUACCAGACCUCCCAGGAAAGGAUCGUGGAGGAGCACGCCAGUGUGGAGCAGAGUCGGCGUGCCCAAGCAGAGCCCAUCAGUCUGGACAGCUGUCUGAAAGCUUUCACCAGUGAGGAGGAGCUGGGUGAGGAUGAGCUCUACUACUGCUCCAAGUGCAAAACCCACCGCCUAGCCACCAAGAAACUGGACCUCUGGAGACUUCCACCUGUACUGAUUGUUCACCUGAAACGCUUCCAGUUUGUGAAUGGACGCUGGAUCAAAUCUCAGAAGAUAGUGAAGUUUCCACGUAUGGGCUUUGAUCCCAAUGCGUUUCUGGCCCCACGCGAGGCAGCCCAAAGCACAUGGAGCCUACAGAGCCUGCAGAGUCAGAGCGAAUGCCUGGUGGAGGAGCUCCAGAGGCUGGACAAAGGAGACUCCUCAGUGUCUUCCAUCUCCACCACCACUGUUGCAAGUCCACCCAUAUCAGGCAGAGGCACUCCGAGUUCGAUCAGGAGAGUGAGCAGUCCCUUGAGCAGAAGCAGUAGCCCGAGCAACAGCCCUAAAAGCGCAGGCCGCAAGCAGGGCCGACUGCGUCUGCCUCAACUGGGCAGCAGGCACCGGCUCUCCAACAGCAAAGAGAACUUGGACAGCAGCAGCAACAGCAGCUGUAAAGAGAGCGGGUCGGAGCCAGAAGCCAGCAACGUGACCGAGGUGGAGCCUCUGGGGCCAGGGGCCCCUACAGAUUCCAACACUCAAGACUCCUGGUCAGUGGAUGCAUCCAGUACAGACUGUGAUAUCAUCAUGGUUAAUGGGCUGGGCCAGGAGAGCAGCCAAAGCAAUGGGCACUCUGAGGCCAGCACAGAGCUGGACAACUCUUCUCACCAAAGGGAUGAAAUCUGCCUGGAGCCCCUAUACAAUUUAUAUGCAAUCUCAUGCCAUUCAGGAAUAAUGGGAGGGGGUCACUAUGUGACCUAUGCUAAAAACCCCAAUGAGAAGUGGUACUGUUACAAUGACAGCAGCUGCAAGGAGGUUCACUCUGAAGAGGUUGACGCAGAUUCAGCAUACAUUCUCUUCUAUGAACAACAAGGAGUGAACUACUCUCAAUUUCUGCCAAAGACUGACGGCAAAAAAAUGGCAGACACUACUAGCAUGGAUGAAGACUUUGAGUCAGACUACAAGAAGUACUGUGUGCUUCAGUAAACCCAUGCUCUUCCACGCUAAAGGCACUUAGUAAGUUUUGUCAGUAUCUCCCCCUGUGCAAUGAAGACUGUAACAGCAGUGUGGCCAAGCUGAUGCUGCUCAGUCAAAACUGAGGAGCAACAAUUACUCUGAAGCACAAAGAACAGUUCACCACCGAAGAGGCUCCACUGCUGCCCCCUGUUUCUGAAGACAGGUACUUUACUGCUGGUUUGAAUGUGUUGCUCCAGCGAGUGGUGGAGUGCAUUGGAGAGAAAAUGAAUGAGGUAGAAAAAUAUAUAGAUGGUUGUUGUUGCCAAGUGAACAAAUAUCCAUUCCCUUGAAGUUGGUAUAACUGGACAUACUCUUAACACUGCGAAACCCCAAUUCUGCCAAAUCACAUACAUUUAUAUGAUAUUUAUGUAUUUAUCUUACCAUAAGGUUUGACAGCACUCGCAUUUUCCAUAUGCUUGAGUUUUGUAUAUUUAUAUGAUGGAAUCAUAAACAGAGCUCUUACAGGCCAAAUGAAGUCAUUCAGUCCCACCUUUAAUCACCAUCUAUAAUAGAGCGGUUUCAGUCACUGGUUGAAUGUUGAGUUUAUAAGCGCAUAGUCUUCACAGACCGAAAUGCAUAGACUUCAAGGAACGGUUUGGCAAAAAAAAACUAAUUUACAGUUUUUCACUUAUACGAGACAUAGUUGAUGCAUUCUUCAGUUAUAAAUCUGUUGCAUACUAACAAAUACUAGAAGUCACUAGUCAUAAAAUGUUUUGUGUACGUCCCCAAAACUUCUCUCAACCUGCUCAAGCUGCAUCCCGGGCUUCAUUAAGGUCAUGCAGACUCAGUGUCAGUCAUACUGUGUCUUAAACAACAUUACCAAGUCUGCACGGUCUUUAGGACGAUCUGGAUGGGGUUUGAACCAGUUGAGGUUCAGAAAAUAUUUGGAUGACUAUUGACUUCUACUGUUUGUUAGUAACAUUAGCCUCGUAGCUCCAGUUUAAAAUUGAAGAAGUGAAAUUUGAAUCUUCCUUUAACAGGCUAAAUGCUUUCCAAAGGUUUGUUGGAUUUUCCUUAAUCAGAAUCAAAGGUUUCUUAGUAGAAGUUGUACACUACCUCAGUUUGUUCGAGUUAAUUGAUUGUUCAUGGCAAGUCACAGAGACAGUAUUACAAUGUGAAUGGCUCCCUAAAACGCGUGUCUGUAGAGUCUUCUCGUAUAAGAUUAUGAUAUAAAUGACUGGGUGAAGUCCUGCACAUUUCACUGCCAAAUCAGCAUUUCAGUGAGCAACAAACAAACCAACCACUUGCAUAUGCCAUUUGCUGAAUUUUGGUUUAGAAUUUGAUUUUUGAUCGUUUUUUUUUUCCCCCCGGUUGUGUGCCAGAGUGUCGCGCAAAGAGCCAGUAUAUCUCUUCAGUGUGUUGUCUUUGUCUUAAACAAGUUUUAACUUUAUACAUUUUAUUUUUCAGUGAUAUUUAUUUUUAAUAGUGCCGAUUCAUGUUGCCCAAGCACAGCUGUUAUGUGACUGUAUGCUGGCAGCAAGUCUCAGCAUUCCACUCCUCACAGUGCCAGCCCACCAUUACGACCAUUCAGCGAUGCCAUUACAGCUUUUAGAAUGUUAUUACUGAUGUCACUUUAUUUCCUGUUAGAAAGGUACAGUAAAUGGUAGCCAAAUGCCUGCAUAUCUGAUCAGUGCACUCUAAUGGGAGAGGUUCACAGUAUCAAGCCAAAGUUCUUAACAGGUGAUAUGUUGUCACAUAACAUUAAACUCUGUCAGCAGAGAGCGAGAGAACGGUGGGCUAUGUGAACUGUGUUCUCUGAAAGAAUGUCUCGUCAGCGCAGCUAACCUUCUGAAGGCCCUGUGCUGGAAGGAAGCUGCGUCUGCAGUGACCUGCUGAAGGUUACGUGUCUUAAGACAUGUCAGAAUAGUAGCAACUCUGUGGAGACUCUUCAUUAGAGAGCCGUCUUAACACUGUGAAAAAGGUUUUGAAACAAUGAAUGAUUCUUGUUUUUUUUGUUUGUUUUUUUUUUUUCCCCCCCAUCAUUACUUCUAAUCACUUGAAUGAAGGCCUCAUUAAGCAAGAGUUUGUCCUUCAAUGGCAUAGUACUAUAAGUUGGCCUAUAGGACUGUGCUGCUUCACGUUUAUAAAAAAAAAAUAAAAAAAUUAAAAAAAAAAGUGAAAUGAACGUAAAUAUAUUACUGUAAUUCAUCAGUCAUGCGACAUGACGAGUCAUGCAAAUAGUUUGUAUCAGCUGUAAGCAAUGUUUAUUCUAUAAACAUAAGAGCUGUCCCACACUGAGAGAAAAAUACAUAAUGCACAAUAGGGGAGAAGAAUAUAGUCUGUAUUCGACAACGGUGAUUCAAAUCCUCUCACUUUGAAAUUCACUUGUAAUAAUGAGUGGCUUGCUUAUUUUAUUGGAACUGGAAUCUUCCCCUCAGCUCACAAGUCUUUUGAGGCCACAACUACACAUGACUUUUAAAGACGUGUUUUUUUUUUUUUGAUACAGGGAUAAUUUAUUAAUGCUUCAGAAACAUAAUUGGUUGGCAAGUAGUGCAAUCAACUACUGACGUCUAUGUUGUUAGUCGGUUUUGUUAAGUUAAUUGGCAGAGAUGUAUUAAUUUAAUGAACUUUAUUUUAUAAAGUGUUUAAAGAAUAAAAAUGAUGUUGCACUGACCUGAAAUGUACAUACAAUGUUUUGUAAAUAUGCCAAUAAAAAUUAUGUAUUUGAAAAUGAACUGUAAAAAAAUGUAGUUGUAUAUGAAGUGAUGCCGUUGAUCUGUAACGACUAUUCAAACCACUGAUUAAAUGCAGCCAAUGCAGUUGAA